This is a messenger RNA of Williopsis jadinii, 730 nucleotides long. RefSeq lists its product as uncharacterized. Lineage: Eukaryota; Fungi; Ascomycota; Saccharomycetes; Phaffomycetales; Wickerhamomycetaceae. The transcript has a single exon. The record is from RefSeq and is a predicted model, not a curated record. Bases 53 to 661 code for a protein of 202 amino acids. Gene Ontology annotation, molecular function: protein binding.
AGGACAGAGACAUAAGGACAGAGACAUAAGGACAGAGACAUAAGGACAAACAAUGAAUAUUUGGACACUCUGCGCCGAUGAUAAAAGGGAUCAGAUAGCUAAGCUCCUCGAAUCAGGAACAUCACCAAACAUCAAAGACCCAAAUGGCUACACCCCAUUGCACGCUGCUGCCUCUUACAACCAUGGAGAUCUCCUGAGGCUGCUGGUAGAUAAGGGUGGUGAUGUCAACAUCCAAGAUAACGAUGGUGAUACUCCCUUGCACCAUGUUGAGGAUUUAGAGAUGUGUAAACUGUUGAUAGAAUUGGGAGCCGACUGGAAGAUAAGGAACUUGGAGGGCCAAACAGCAAAGGAGAUGAUUGAGGAGGAUGGUGAAUUCAUGGACGUGGUCAACUACCUCCAAUCAUUGAUACAUGGUGCUGACGCACCAGUGGAAGAGAAAGAUGAGCAAUUGAAACUACCAGAGGGUCAGCAAUUACGCUACGAAUACCAGAACCCAGGUGAUAUAGAGAUUGCCAUUGAUGAAGAACAGAGACAGGAGCUUAGAAGGAUAGUGGAGGGUGAAAAUCCAGAGGAAAAACUGAAGGAUUUCCUCACAAAACAAGUCCAUGAGCAGUUCUACAACGGUGAAGGCAGUGAUGCAAAGAGAGAGAGAAAAGAGUAGACACACAAUUUUGUUUAUCAAAUUAUUUGUAGUAUAAGCAGUGUAGGAAAGAAUUACAUGAUAACACAG